CCCCCCAAAAAAAAGUCGAACCAGAUCAGACACCAGACCCACGCAAAUCACUCCACCACGCUUUCCCCAUUCCCUCGCCGUGGCCGUCCGCCGCCGCACUUCCGCCGUCUCCGCGGGCGGCGCCGCCAUGCUCCGGCUCAGGUGCUGCCUCCUCACCCAGCUCCUCUGGCCUCCCAGCUCCGCAUCUCCCACCUCCCACCUCAGCCGCCUCAUAUCCGCCGCCGCGCCCGCCGUCUUCCCGAACCCUAGCUUCGCCGUGGAGGAGUACCUCGUCGCCACCUGCGGCCUCACCCCAGUGCAGGCCUUCAAGGCCUCCGCCAAGCUCUCCCACCUCAAGUCCCCUUCCAAGCCCGACGCCGUGCUCGCCUUCCUCGCCGACCUCGGCCUCUCCGGCGCCGACGUCGCCGCCCUCGUCGCCAAGGACCCGCAGUUCCUCUGCGCCAAAGUGGACAAGACCCUGGCCCCCGUCGUCCUCGGGCUCACCGGCCUCGGCCUAUCGCGUUCUCAGAUCGCGCGCCUCGUCUCGCUCAGUCGCGGCCACUUCCGCAGUAGAUCCAUAGUCUCCAACCUGCAUUACUGCCUGCGCCUCUUCGGCUCCUCCGAGGACCUCUUCCGGGUGCUCAAGUGUGGCGCUGGCCUUCUCUCGGCUGACAUCGAGCGGGUGGUCAAGCCCAAUGCUACGUUCCUUCGGGAGUGCGGGCUAAGUGAUUGCGACAUUGUCAAGCUGUGCAUCCUUCAGCCAUGGCUGCUCCACUCCAGCAUGGAGCGCAUCCGGGCAAUGGUGGCACACGCUGAAGGUAUUGGUGUGCCUCGUGGCUGUAAGAUGUUCAGACAUGCGUUGCAUGCUGUUGCACGCUUCAGCAAGGAGAAGAUAGCCACCAAAGUGGAGCACUUGAAGAAGACAUUUAUGUGGUCAGAUGCUGAGGUCGGCGUUGUUGUCUCCAAGUUUCCAUCUGUGCUGAUGAGGUCUAACCAGAUGCUGGAGAGCAAGUCAGAGUUCCUCAUCUCUGAGGUCGGGCUGGAACCAACAUACAUUGCUCAUCGUCCAGCAAUGCUUAGUUACAGCCUAGAGGGCCGACUCAGGCCCCGGCACUACGCCGUAAAGUUUCUCAAGGAAAACGGAUUGCUGGAUCGCGGCCGGGACUACUAUUCUGCAGUCAUGGUGAUGGAGAAAGCAUUUGUGGAGAAGUACAUAUGCCCUCACAAGGAAGUUGCACCAUACCUUGCUGAAGACUAUGAUGCCGCUUGCAGAGGGGAAGUGCCGACUAGAUUCAAAUUUACAUAAACCAAGAGCGGGCUAUGAGAAUUGGUAACUGUGUAUGACGCGACAGAGUUUACGCUCUGUGCAGUGAGCUAGUAAUUUCUGUUUCGGUGUUAUUUGCCUAAUUGGAUGUUUGUUGUCUGCUCUAGUAUGUCUGGUACAUGUCAAUUUAGUGUCGCUAAUUCCAUAUGAAACUGAUAAUUUCAUUAUGACUUCUUUGUAUGUCUAUCACACCAUUCCAGUAGAGAAGGAAGCAUCGCACUACGGUGAACAUGUCCAUCCUCGUAUCAUAUUGACACACGUAAUGGAACUAAGAGUGGGAGAUUAGGGCAUUUCUGCAAAUGGUUUCAAAUAUCAGCGAUAGAGUAUGUCGUUAUGUUCUCAACGACCAUUGCAGUUUUCAGUGCAAUCCUCAACUACCUUUCCAUGAAAAAUGAUCCCAUUUUGGUCAUUAUUAAUUGAAGUCUCAAAAUUUCCAUUUGGAUGGUGGAAACAAUUGUGGAGUUGUUGAUGGCCACAAUGUGUAGAUCACUGCCGAGGAUGCAGUUUUGAACUAGUGUGUUGUUUCCUUCCUCUUAGUUCUUCUAAGGUGAAAGUCUUUGUUUUCCUGCAGUUGCUCUGUUUAUAAGAUAUUUACUGUACAAGAAAGCAGGUCAUUGUUUACUACUAGUACUUUGUAUCAGCUUUUCUCUCUCUCUCUCUCUAUAUAUAUAUGUUUUUGGAUGGCCUACUGGCUGAUAGUUUUUCUAGGGACAUCUGAUCUCAAAUUUGAAUAAUGUUGUUCGCGUUCUGAAAAUACUUGGCAGUUUUACGGCUACUUCAUAAUUUUUAUCACCUUUUGAAAGCCUUAUAUUACUUAAGCUUUAUCAAGCACAAAAUGAUAGGCCAUGUUGUUUCCUUAACAAUAUUAAUUAUAAUGUUAAAUGUAUUAUAUAUCUGGAUGGCUGCUAGGACUGAAGUUUGAGCCAAUGGGUCCAUUUUAUGCCACACAAGUAAGAUCCAAUGGAUCCACACAUACAGUGUAAACAUGAACUCUUGGAGUUAUCAGGUUGUCGUUGCAGUUAAACUUUAGUUAGCUUUUUCUCUUUAUUUGUAUUUUGCUUCAAGGAUCACUGAUGGUAGUGCACUUAGUUACUUCCUCGUCCUCUUGUUGGUGGAAGUGUUGCAUCAAAGAAUGUAAACAGAGGGGCUCGAUGAGAUGACUACAUGGUAUGAAUCUUCCACCAGUGAAUACUGAAUACGAGAGAGGUGAUCCUUGCAAGUUGCUUAUCUCCUUGUUGAAGAUACUAUGUCAGCAAAAUGGGAAACUACCCGCACCUUCUGGGUCUGACUCAUCAGAAGAGGAUACAGACGGUCCAGAGAUGGCAGUAGCUAAGUAAGCUGUUUUCAUCUUGUGAGAGAAGUGGCGCUCAUAGUCAUAUGGGGGAUUUUGAAUUCCCUCUCAAAGGUCAGAUGCAGGUUCUUGUUAUACUCUGUCAUUGCCAUAUUUAGCCAAGUGCCCCCCACCCCUAGUAAGUACUACUUGUGGGUUUUACACUGUCUGAAAUGAAGAUAACGAUGUAUCUCAUGGUCAUGGGGUAGCAGCAGCAUGCUGGUUUAUCAUCUCGAUAAGCUCUUGGACCAAGCGGUCGACGGGUAUGUAUAUUUGUUCAGUGUGCUUACUCAAAAGUUUUCGAUUUA
Messenger RNA from Triticum aestivum (bread wheat), 2941 nucleotides. RefSeq names its product transcription termination factor MTERF8, chloroplastic. NCBI's taxonomy places the organism in Eukaryota, Viridiplantae, Streptophyta, Magnoliopsida, Poales, Poaceae. Gene Ontology annotation, biological process: regulation of DNA-templated transcription. Bases 128 to 1285 code for a protein of 385 amino acids. Gene Ontology annotation, molecular function: double-stranded DNA binding. The record is from RefSeq and is a predicted model, not a curated record. The transcript is spliced from 2 exons.